AUGCCUGGACGCAUCUUUCCCAGCGGCACUCCAAGCCGGCACGAGCUAGAGAGGCAGUUAAGCGCCGCCCAGCACGACCUAAGGGAAGAGAGGGACUACUGUAGCCGCUUAGAGAGAACGAUCGAAACACGAAGCGAGCUCGUCAGGAGCGAUCUGGCAGAGCAGGAGUCAAAGGCGAAGGCCAGAGCCGACACGCUAUUCCACAGGAAUCCAUCACCGGACUCAGACGAGUAG
Molecule: messenger RNA, 234 nt
Organism: Sordaria macrospora k-hell
Lineage: Eukaryota; Fungi; Ascomycota; Sordariomycetes; Sordariales; Sordariaceae
Source: RefSeq, a predicted model, not a curated record